GUGUCGCUGUUUUUCUGUCAAUCGGAAUGUCUUCAAUAAAAAACUUAUCAACUCAUAUCAACUUUAUUAACUAAAAAUUGGACUUUGAAAACGGGACUACGGGUCUCUAAAAUAUAUUAGUGUAACAAUGGCUUCCACUGCGGUAGACGUACCAGUUGAAAAUUCAGCAGUUAGGGAGGAUAUGGUCCAGACAGCUAUAAAGUUUCUAGAAAAUCCCAAUGUAGUAAAUACUCCCCUUGCUCAGAAACAGAAAUUUCUACAGAGGAAGGGUCUGACUGACAGAGAAAUACAGUUAGCUUGUGAGAAAGCAGGGGCUUAUGCUGUACAUGAACAACAGAAACGUCUUCCUCCCCCAUUACCGCAACCUUCUAGUGCAAUAAGUAAUUAUCCUAUGUAUGGCCAACCACUGCAGCUCACACUGUUUGAUAGAAUUAGGGAGGUGGUGCAUAAUAUUGCUUUAUUUAGUAUUGUUGCCUACAUAAUUCACAAGUUUUAUGAGAGAUAUAUAGCUCCGUUCUUAUUUGGCAAAAAGAAAAAAUCCAUCGAAGAUACCAUUGAAGAACUAGACGGAAAUAUCAAAUCUUCCGUUAGCGAACUGAAAGAAGAUCUGCAGAGUGUUAAAAUAGAAGUUGAUAAGAUUAGCAGCAGUAACGAAAGUCAAACUAAUAGACAACUCGUAGAAUUAAAGUCUGAGAUUGCCAGUGUUAAAGGGCUUCUAUUAGGCAGAAAACAGUUUCCGUCGGUAGCAAACAGUCCCGUAGUACCUCCAUCUAUUCCAGCAUGGCAAAUGUCCAGCGUGCCACCCGACAACAUCGAUGAGCAUGAUGACCACGAAGAGAGGAAGGAAGAUUUAGAAGAAUUAGGCUCAGGGUCCGGAUCGUCGGAACCAGAACAUGGGAUGAAAACGAGCGAAUCUAGUUUAGAAAUAAUAUAUUCCUCAAGAGAUUGUGAUUCGGAGUCCUGCCAUAGCCGGAAAAGUACCAAGGACGACAUCGAUAAAGACUAGGAUAUUCCAUUUCAGCUCAUCUUCAAUUUUUAGAUACUUAUUUUAAUAAGUUACCUUUUAUAUUUAUAGAUAUUAAAUGUUAUAUUUAUUUUUAACAUG
This is a messenger RNA of Diabrotica balteata, 1105 nucleotides long. The record is from the annotation of a GenBank genome assembly. Lineage: Eukaryota; Metazoa; Arthropoda; Insecta; Coleoptera; Chrysomelidae.